Psilocybe cubensis is the source of this 2076-nucleotide messenger RNA. RefSeq lists its product as uncharacterized. NCBI's taxonomy places the organism in Eukaryota, Fungi, Basidiomycota, Agaricomycetes, Agaricales, Agrocybaceae. The transcript has 11 exons. The coding region runs from base 1 to 2076 and encodes 691 amino acids. The record is from RefSeq and is a predicted model, not a curated record.
AUGACCAUGCACAACAGCAAGAAGCGUAAAACUUGUGAAUCGGGCUUGUGCCCCAAUCCUGAAAGAAAGUAUGAAAAACAGGAUAACGAAGAGAGUGGCAUAUCAUGGGAUGAGUCUGAAAAACGCGUCGAAGGUAUACGCGCUGAAGGCGCCACUUCCCUAGAGGACAUGCCAACUGAGAUUUUGUCCCAAGUGGAGCCGAUUGACCUCGUCCACCUGGCGUGGACGUCCAAAGAUUUUCGGUCUAUCCUUCGAUGCAAACAGUCGCGUGCCAUUUGGAGAGAGUCUAGGUCAAUGAUCACGGAUGUCCCUGGACUGCCUGAAUGUCCUAAAGACAUCAGCGAACUGCGCUACGCAGUCAUGAUGUUCAAGAAACAUUGUGAUAUUUGCCUCGUGGAGUCAACUGAGGAAAAACCCAAGAAGCUCCUCACUUGGUUUCCUGGGCGAAUGAGAAGCUGUGUUGAUUGUUUGUCGGACAAGAAAAUCUUCAGUACCGAUAUAACAUUCCGUAACUAUGGAUUCUGGAUUACCUGGCGCCCUCAGGCUGAAAUAUUAUUGCGCCACUUGCCUCAUGUCUCAGCAUUGCGGAACGGUCGCACCAUCACCCAUUGGCAUAUUCCCUCUUUGAUACGUUGGAUGAGUGAUUUCUCUCAAACUGCAGAUAGAAAAACUUGGGUCACCAAUAAGAUCGAAGUCGGAAACAAUGCGAACAGGACUGCUGCCCCAUACCAAAUAUUCUUUGACAAAUGGAGGCUUAGUGAGAAGAAGAAACUUGUUGUGAAAUAUAUAGAGUCCUUAGGGUGGAAAGACGAGAUCUCUCUCAUCACCAAUCCAGCCCACAGAAUCCAAAACUGGGACAUACUUACCAGUUAUUAUAAAUAUGAUAUCACUCCAACUGCACUUCGGGGGCUGGGUAAUUUCUUUAACAACAGUAUGGGGCGUAUUAGGAGGAUACGGCAAGAGCGAGAACGAUACUACCGGGUCAUCCGCGCAAUUCCGUUUCUCACCAACAUUCUUGAACAGUAUACCCUCGAGCUCCCUCCAAAUGCGUAUGUGCCACGUCUCGUGGACUUCAUACAUUAUCCUGUCGUCCAGUCCACCAUUCAUGCGUACGGACUUAACGAAAUACUCACGCCUGUACAUUUUGAGCGCGUACGAGUUGCGCUUCCCAAGAUCACUGCUCGGACGUUGCGCAAGCGAGAGGAACAACUUAUCUCAAUGAUCACAGACGCUUGUGCCAAAGAUAAUUAUCCAGUUGAUCCAGCCACUGUUUUGCGACUGGCGACAACAACCUUCCAUUGUCAUGAUUGCGAACCAUCUAAAGGAUUGAUCCAAUACCCUAGGGUACUGGUUCAUCACCACGCAUACACAAACAGUCAUACACCUCCACACACGCCCUCCGCAGACUCUUUCUCUAAUUACAAGAAACACAGGCAAGACGGCGCUCAUCCAGAUGCAAUAGCCUUACAACUAGCAUGCGGUCAGACUCGUUGGAAUGCCCACAAUCAAAUUCACUUCGACACACGCUCCAUGUCCUUGCUAGCCAGCGCCCUCACGAAGUUUGGAUUCGAUCCGAAAAUCAUCACCAGGGAGGAAAUGGACGCUCAACUUCCCAUAGUCUCAUGUAUAACGUGUUCGCAUUUCUAUGGAUGGCAGCAUGUCAUGCGAUGGUCUUGGAUUCCGCAACAUAAAGCUCAUAAGCAUAUACGUAGUGUAGCCACCGUGCUCGCGGUAACCCCAGUCCCCAAAGAACGAGAGCAAGCUGCGAGACAAGCAAUCAUGUCAGCGCCGCGCUGUUCCGACGCACCUUUAUUAAAUCCAGCGAAAGACGGUCCUAUGAUGUGUACAUACUGCAGAAAACUAGGUACAAAGGGCUCGUUGAGACUUCACGUCAAAGAAGUUCAUGGUGUGGAUAAUCCUAGCGACGACGACAUGGUAAUGAGGCUCGACGCCGAAGGUCCUCAAGACGCCUUGCUCAAAUCGUUUGACCGUAUCAAAAGCCAUGAAUGUAUAGUGCAUGAAAGAGACCCUACCAUUGUAGAAAGACUCGUAAUAGGGGCAGUUGCUUUGGCAUGA